Saccostrea cuccullata (small rock oyster) is the source of this 1802-nucleotide messenger RNA. Its product is annotated as cleavage stimulation factor subunit 2-like. NCBI's taxonomy places the organism in Eukaryota, Metazoa, Mollusca, Bivalvia, Ostreida, Ostreidae. The record is from RefSeq and is a predicted model, not a curated record. Gene Ontology annotation, biological process: mRNA 3'-end processing. The coding region runs from base 286 to 1620 and encodes 444 amino acids. The transcript is spliced from 12 exons. Gene Ontology annotation, cellular component: mRNA cleavage and polyadenylation specificity factor complex. Gene Ontology annotation, molecular function: mRNA binding.
ACCCGGUUUAACGAUAGAAUUCGUUCCGUGUAUUGGUAAUGUAGCAGAAAGAAACACGGGCGAUAACUCGCAUAGUGCAUUUACUAGGAACAAUCUAGAGAGUUCCGAAUGUAAACAUUUGAAUCGAGAGAAAAACGUUGAGAAAAUUAAUUGGAUUUACGUAUUUAUAUGGAUUAUUUUUUGGGAUAAAAGGCAUAAGCAAUCUCAAGAAGAUUGAGUGAGAAUUUGGAAGUCCUCGGGAGUUAUCAUUGUUGUGUAUCGAAAGGAAAAUUUUAAGCAUUCAAAAUGAUGCACAUGCAAAAUGAUCCCAAUGCACCUAUUACUUCAGCAGAAAGAGCCCAAAGAUCAGUAUUUGUGGGUAAUAUUCCUUAUGAGACAACAGAGGAACAGUUGAGGGAGAUAUUCUCUGCUGCUGGCCCAGUUGUCAGUUUCAGGUUAGUCUAUGACAGAGAGACAGGGAAACCAAAAGGCUAUGGUUUCUGUGAGUACCAAGACGUGGAAACCGCUCAGAGCGCCAUGCGGAACUUGAAUAACUACGACUUCAAUGGUCGGCCCCUGAGGGUAGGGGUGGCGGCGGGGGAACAGAACAGGGAUGAAAUGAAGGGACUACAGCAGGCUCUAGGGGGCCCCGUCAUGGAGAGUCCCUAUGGAGACCCUGUGGAGCCAGAGAAGGCCCCAGAAGCCAUCUCCAAAGCUGUGGCCAGUCUCCCCCCAGAACAGAUGUUUGAACUCAUGAAGCAGAUGAAGUUAUGUAUCCAGAACAACCCGACCGAGGCCAGAAACAUGCUGUUACAGAAUCCACAGUUAGCCUACGCACUGCUGCAGGCUCAGAUCGUCAUGAAAAUAGUUGACCCACAAGUGGCCAUGGCAAUGUUGCACAGAGACACCAAACAGAUCCCCCCUGCCAGUGUGCCCAGUAGUGUCCCCAUCUCAAUACCCCUCAGUAUUCCUCAGGUACAGCCAGUCUCAGCCCCAGGGCCAAUUCCAGGUCCCCAGAUGCCAGGAGGACCCGGACCCAGAAUGGUGGGACAGAAUCCAAUGAACCCCAACAUGCCGGGUCAGGACAUGAUGGGGCCGCGUGGUCCAAUGAUACGACCAAACAUGGGCAUGCCCGGUGGGCCAGGUCCAAAUAUGGUUAUACCUGGUCAGCCAGGACCAAUACCCCAAGGCCCGGGACAACCACCCAUGGGUCCCGGACAACAGCCCAUGGGACCGGGACAGCAACCCAUGGGUCCAGGUCAACAACCCAUGGGACCGGGACAGCAGCCCAUGGGACCGGGAGUGAGGCCGGAGAUCAGAGACCCCAGAAUGAUGGGCGAGCCACGCAUGAUGGGAGACCCCCGAGCUAUGGGCCCCCGCCCAGGAAUGCCUAUGCCCACCACCACACAAUCUGCACCUAUGCCCAGGCUACCUACAGGGCUCUUGGGCCCCGGUGGUUUGACAGGAGGACUCCCUAACUUGUCAGGAGGGGCGCAGAUCUCCCCACAAGAUCAGGAAAAGGCUGCCCUGAUCAUGCAGGUGUUACAGUUGACAGAUCAGCAGAUCGCUAUGUUACCCCCAGAACAGCGCCAGAGUAUCUUAAUUCUCAAGGAGCAGAUCUCAAAGAGUGCUGCCCAGUGAACCGUGGAUACUGACUUCACUGUUCAGUGAACUGUGGAUACUAACGUAAAUGCUCAGUGAACCGUGGAUACUAACAUAACUGCUCAGUGAACCUUGUCCACUCACUUAAUGCCCCACAUUCUUUUUCUCUGUCAAUCACAUUAAGGAAUUUGAAGCAUGUGUUUCAUUCAACAUUCAUUUCU